Molecule: messenger RNA, 378 nt
Organism: Emys orbicularis (European pond turtle)
Lineage: Eukaryota; Metazoa; Chordata; Testudines; Emydidae
Gene: C3H1orf115
Product: chromosome 3 C1orf115 homolog
Exons: 2
Coding region: 1-378 (125 amino acids)
Source: RefSeq, a predicted model, not a curated record
AUGACUGUGGGGGCCAGGCUGGGUGGGAGGGUGAAAGCCAAAUUCUCCCCCUCGGGGCCUGGUGAGGACAAGAUCUCCAUCCUGGAGAGUCAACAGCAGGAGGAGGAGAGCCUGGGAGCCCCGGGGAGCCAGGCAGAGGAGACCUGCCGCUCCAAGAAAGUGCACUUCGCCUUCCUCCCGGACAACUACGAGCCGCUGCGGCAGGAGGGCUCGGCAGGCAGGAGCAAGUGCAAGAGGAAGCUGAGGAAGUACAGCAAGAAUGUUGGCAAAGCUCUCCAGAAAGGAUGUCGCUACUUCGUGAUUGGCCUGCAAGGAUUAGCAACUGCAUAUGCAGCACCCUUUGGAGUAGCAGCAUCAGUAGCCUCCUUGGUCCGCUAG